UAAUUAAUGUUAUUGUGUCAGUUUGCUGGGGCAAUACGGUCAUAUAAACUUUGUCGAAGCUCAGCUAUACACUGUAUCAGUAAAUAAAUACUGUCUAUAAGCUUACUGAUCAGUAAUUACCAAUUGCUAUGUCCAUGCCCUUGUAAAAUUACUGAUUUCAUCCUUGAUAGAGUCAGAUAUAAAGAUUAAGGAGAGUUCAUUGUUGCUUUUGCUUCUUCUUUAUCAUCUCUGCCAAUAUUAGUCAUCUUCUAGAAUCUCGGCUAUUAUCUUUGCUUCAAAAUGUCUACUUCACAUCAAGAUGUAUCUUUCCAAACGUUUGAUGGAGUGACCCUGAAAGGCUGGUUCUUUCAAGCAAGCGCAGAAAAAAGUCCAUGUAUUAUCAUGACCCACGGGGUAUGUUUGAUGGAUGAUGUUGGGAAGAAAUGCUUGAAGUCUUGAACUAUGACUAAUAAGGCUCAAUGUUAGAUUACGGCCCUCAAAGAACACUUUCUUGAUAACUUUGCACUCGAAUUCCAGAAAGCGGGUUUCAGUGUCUUGGUCUUCGAUAAUCGCGGCUUCGGAGAAAGCGGUGGUCGCAGAUACGAUGCCGAUCCUGUCAAAUUCCAGGAUGACUAUAUCGAAGCCUUUGACUAC
Molecule: messenger RNA, 633 nt
Organism: Trichoderma atroviride IMI 206040
Lineage: Eukaryota; Fungi; Ascomycota; Sordariomycetes; Hypocreales; Hypocreaceae
Source: RefSeq, a predicted model, not a curated record